This is a messenger RNA of Brassica napus (rape), 2184 nucleotides long. RefSeq lists its product as uncharacterized. NCBI's taxonomy places the organism in Eukaryota, Viridiplantae, Streptophyta, Magnoliopsida, Brassicales, Brassicaceae. Bases 434 to 1999 code for a protein of 521 amino acids. The record is from RefSeq and is a predicted model, not a curated record. The transcript has 8 exons.
UCACACUCGUUCUGACAUCGACUCUUAUCUGUUUUCAUAAUAAAAACCUAUUAUUAUCAGUCUCUUUUUUUUUUUUGAACAAAUUUAUUAUCAGUCUCUUAUUCUUCUUCUUAUGUCCUAAUCUCGACAUUAAUCUUCUGUCAUUUACCCAACGUCUCAUCCCUUUGUUGGUAACUCCGAGACUAUUCUUGGAAAUGGACCACUUUUGAAUUUUCUCCAUACAAUUAGAAACGUAUCACCUUCUUCAUCCCUCUUGUCGGUCACGUUUUGGUGCUAAUCCUUUUCUUCUUACCCUUUCUCUCUUUUCUUUUAUUCCAAAAAUUGUGAUCGGAUCAUUAAAACAUUUCAAGAAAUUAAGUUAUUCUUCUGGUGGGUUUAUGCUAUUUAUAGCUGAUUUAAUUGUGAAUUAAUCUUUGGUUCGAAGCUUGAGAUUAUGCAGAAGAAACGAGAGAUCUGUGAGUACAGAGACAAGCUAGACAAGACCUUGUCUUCUCCUGAUCUCACCAAUGAUCAGACUCUCAAAUCCCUUCUCAGAAAACAGCUUUACCCCUCCCAAGAGUGUAAUGAGAAUAUAUUGGAUAAAAGAACAGCUGAUGUAUCAAAGCUACUUACCACGCUUAGAAGUGUUUCCAUGACGGAUGAUCAUGGAAACAGUGAUUGGAAACUGAAACAUGAUCUUGAAGAUUGCCGUGUGAUGUACCGUGAAGGGGUAGAUGGAAGUCCUUUUCACACUAUGCUCGUUGAAGGUUACAUGGAUGCCCCUCUCCAAGAAUGUAGGCUUUUUUUCUUCUUCUUUCUAUUAGAAUAUAAACAGAUUCAAAGUUUUUCUAGAAAAUGGACUUAUGAUGAUGCAGGCUUGUGCGUUUCGUGGGAAGCAACCCUCUACAAGAAAUGGUGGCCACAGUUUACAUUCCCUCCAUUUAAGAUUGUACAAAACACAUGCUUGCAGAAGGUUAGGAUUGGUGAACAAGUAUGUUUUAUAAGGAUGAAGGUACCAUGGCCAUUAGCAGAAAGAGAACUUAUUGUUCACUAUUUCUUGUUUGAAUACUUUAAAGAUGGCUUAGUCGUCAUCCUUCUCAACACAAUAUCAGAUUUGGAUAGCAUUGGAGUUUCCUCUAAGGAGAUCAACGAGGACGUUAUGUCAGUAACACCUGGUGCAGUGAGGAUUGAUGUCGUGGGAGGAUUUGUUUUACAAAAGGUUACUCCAGAGAGGAGUUACUUCAGGACGAUAGGGGAUAUUGAUAUAAAGCUGGACUUUGUCCCUCCCUCUCUUAUGAAUUUUGUGUCUAGGCAGCUCAUUGGUAACGGUUUCAGAUUAUAUAAAAAGUCAGUUGCUUCCGUGGCUAAAUUUGAUGAAGAUUACAGCAGAGCUUUAGCUGAUCCGUUGUAUACUAAGAUACGUCAAGCUCUGUAUUCAACUGAUAACGCAAGUGAGGAAGAACCAAAGCUGGAAGCCAAUGAAGUGAAUGGCGAUAAGGAACAUGAUAAUGAUGAAGAUGUUAGUGAAAUUGAACAUGUACACUGUAGAAAAACCGUUCCUGAGAUUGAGGAGGAAGAAUAUGAUUAUUUUGAGGAAAGUAUUUCUUCAGAGGAGGGGAAUAUAAAUGGCAAGACUAAUGGCGACAUCAGAAGACGGUUUUGCAUAAGUCCAGAGGUAAAACAAGCUUUAGGGACUCUAGAUAGAGUGAUAUACAUGGUUAGAACAAAUACAACUCCUGUUCAAGAAGCUGAGGAGUUGUCGCCAGACAGAGCAGAGGAUGAUCACAAAAAGCAAGUCAGUCUGUUGGAACAUUUUGAAAAUGUUCCUCAAAAAUCAGAGAGGCAAGAUUUUUCAACCUCAACGGUCAUACAAGAGACGAGGGUUUUUAGUCAAGAGGACAAGAGAGAGAAGGUGACAGGAGAAGAAGAGAGUGGGAUCUUAGAAAAAGGUGGUAAGAACAAGAGCUUGGGGAGGAGGAAACGUAAGACACGCUGCUUAGCUUUCAGGUCCUGGCUCUGAAGGAAGCUCGAGUUCCUAUUGUUCUGCGAAGAGUGUGCGGCAACAUACGAGUUGAUAAGGAUUUGGAUUGUGUUUACUUGAAAAUCUAAUCUUAGAUGCAUGAUCCAUGCAAAAGUUUAUGGAUUCUUUUUUGUAAACUUGUUUCUCAGGAGGAAAAGAUUAUAUACACAUUUUUUUUCUUUUAA